AUGGCUGGGCAUAAGGGGGGUGUCCAAGCCAUCCUUAAGGGCACCUUUCAAAACGCCAUCUACGUGCACUGUCACUCUCAUAGGUUAAACCUCGUCCUGUCAACUGUGGCCCGGACAUCGCUGGAUGCUUCUACUUUUUUCGACACUCUCAACACCUUGCACACCUUCAUGUGCGGCAGCGAACGUCAUGCCCGUUUCCUUAACGCGCAAAGAGAGAUGCGGCCCGAUCAGAGGUCAUUGGAAUUGAAGCGAGGGUGUGACACCAGGUGGGAUUCAAGAUCAGCCGCAGUGACAAAAGUUUUCAUUCUGUAUGAUGUUAUCGUGGAGGUGCUGGCACAGUAUGCGGAAGACGGGGGACAGAGUGAGAUUGAGGCACAGUCACUACUUCAGCAGAUCAGAACAAAAAAGUUCAUAUUCCUCCUUGUACUUUUCAAACAAUUGUUCAGUAAAUCAGACUUCACAUCUAAAAGCCUCCAGUCCAUCGAUACAUCAGUGACAGACACGGUUGAUUUGAUCGAGAACCUCAAACAAGAACUGACAGACAUUCGCUCCGGUGACUCUGCGUUCUCAAAUAUGUUAGCAACAACAAAUAAGAUGAUGGAGGAUCAUGAUGUCGAGAACUGGGAUGUCAUCACUUUGCCCCGCUCAAGAAAGCUCCCAGGCCGAUUUGAGGGAAGUAUUGUCACAUGCACGUUGGGGAAAUCGACAAGGGUGAGGGGUGAUAGUGACCUGCGCAACAUUUCCAACAUGCUAAUAGACUGCCAGCUUAAUGAACUGAACACUCGAUUCAACAGUGACACCUAUGGCCUCAUGGCAUCUGCUGCAAUCCUGAUGUCCCCUAGCCUUGAUACAAAUGACACCAGCUUGGCCACUAUAACGAAGUCUCUCAAUGAUACAGGGAAGCGCUCCCACGGAACUUUAAAUUUUCCAUUAAGCUAUUCCAUUUUUUUCUUCCCAAACAGGCGAUCUUGGGAUGCGUGCAGAGAAGUGCCGAUCAUUCAAGAUGAGCAGAAGCCAAAUAAACGAGUGCAGUGUUUGAAAUGGUUCUCGUGUGCCAUUGUUGGCGUACUUGUCUUUGCCCUUACGCUGCUCAGUAAAACAUCAUUUUUGCUUUUGAUAACAUUUGGGAACAAUAAAACUGAGACUAUAUGUUCAGAAAAGAAGCCGGCCGCCCUACUUGGCAUUGGCUUUGUUCUGGUUGGGCCGAGUGUUCUCCUUUUGCUAAAAAGCACAUGGAAGUUCAUUUUCAAGAGUGCAGUCAUGCCCUCUAAAAAAACAUUUUUUUGGGUCCUGUGUGUUGAGUUCCUGGUAGCAUUGGGAGCUGCAAUUCUAACAAUAGUAGCCAUGCCACACUUUGACAUUGUCACUAAUGUGAUGAUCCUAAACAGUGUGAGCAUCCUGUCAGCAGUGUUCCAGGUUGUCGCUGAGUACCUCGCCAAAGAGAGGAAGCGGCUUAUAAUCCCCGUAUGCUCCAUUUUCUUAAUCAUCCUGGGUUAUGUGCUUUUUGUAGUCAGUUAUCUGUCAAUCGAAAGUUCCCCUCAGAUAAGAAUAUCAAUUGGCCUUGCCAUCGUGGGGACCAUCUGUGUUUCUGUGAACUGGUGGGAAAACUACAGCACGCUCUUCUCCAUCUCAACUCUAGAUGACAUUUCCAAAGACAUCGCUCAGUCCCGUAAUGUGGUGUGCAUCAUCUCCAGUUUGAUGAGAAUCCUGAUUACUUCAGCUGUGGUUGGAGCUUAUGUUCCUCUGUCUGGUCAGAACUGGAUAUCGGUCAAAUCCGUCUUCGAAACAGUUAUCAUUUCAUUGGUUGCGCUCCAGAUUUUAUCCUCUGCGCUGUGCCACUGGUUUGUAGUUGUGGCUUGCAAGAUGCACUCCCUGCACCGCAGCUUCGCCUUGCCCAUUUACAUGGCAUCGAUUGCAGUUUUGGCAGUGUUUUUGAUUCCACUUGCGUUUAAACCCCCAGAGUUUAAUCAAACUUCUACUUGUAUUGAGAACAUUCAGUCGAAAUCCAGUGAUACAUUGUUGCGGUUGAUGUUCAAUGAUGCUACAAAAACUCUACGUGCCAGGUACAUUGGGGAAAAAAUUAGAACAGAAGGACUAGCAUUUUUGAUCUGCUCUGCUCUGAGCUGGUGGUUGGGACUCAUGCUCAGUACAUUUUACAUCUGGUUCCUGAAGUUCCAUCGAAUAGAAAGAACCCAAGAUCUGUUCGUGCGACGCAUGUAUGAAGGAGCGUUUCUGGAACAGUCCAUGUUGCUGAACAUCCGUUUUGAAACCAGAAAGAGAAUCAAGGAGAAACGCGCAAAAGAAACCAUCAGAGUGUUUCUGUGUGCAACGAUGUGGCAUGAGACCUACGAUGAAAUGAUGAAGAUAAUCAUCUCUAUGUUCAGGCUCGAUAAAUACAGGCCCAAGACCAACAAACCAAGCGAUGUCAAGUUUGAAUUCCAUAUUUAUUUUGAUGACGCUUUCACGGAUGUUGAUAAUGGAAGGCAGCGGCAUGCAAAUGAAUACGCUGAAAUUCUUGCGGAUGUAAUUAAAGAAGUUUACACUAUUUUUAGUGAGGAGGAUCCAUGUAUAUUCAAGCAGACGCCACCACUACCAAGGCAGAAGAUCAUAAACACGCCCUAUGGAGGUCGUCUGGAAUACACCCUUCCUAAAGGCAAUGUGAUGAUGGUUCACCUCAAAGACAAGCAACUUAUUCGUCACAAAAAAAGAUGGUCUCAGAUAAUGUACUUGUAUUACAUUUUUGGUUGGAGACUUAACAGACAGUACUUCAAAAUGUUUGAGGAAGGAGAAGGACUGGAUGGCCUUAAGGAGAAACUGAAGAGAGAGAAGGAGAACACGUAUAUCUUGGCCCUGGAUGGGGAUACUGAUUUCCAGCCGUCCGCAGUCAUGCUGUUAAUUGACAGACUGAAACUCUACCCGGAGGUUGGGGCUGCCUGUGGCAGGAUUCAUCCAACAGGCACAGGGCCCAUGGUGUGGUAUCAGAAGUUUGAAUAUGCGGUAGGCCACUGGCUGCAAAAGACUGCAGAGCACGUGUUCGGCUGUGUACUGUGCAGCCCUGGAUGUUUCAGUCUUUUCAGAGGAGCCGCACUCAUGGACGACAACGUCAUGAAGAGGUAUACAACUAAAGCAAGUGAAGCCAGCCACUACGUCCAGUAUGAUCAAGGCGAGGACCGCUGGUUAUGCACUCUGCUUCUGCAGCAGGGGUGGAGGGUUGAGUAUAAUGCAGCAUCUGAUGCCUACACCAAUGCGCCUCAGGAUUUUAAAGAGUUCUACAACCAGCGCAGACGCUGGGGACCUUCUAGCAUGGCCAACACCAUCGACCUCUUGGGCUCAGGAGGACUGACCUCUCAGAGGAACAGCUCUAUCUCAAAACUUUACAUCUUGUACCAGGUUAUCAGCAUGGCAGCUUCAAUCUUGGGCCCUGCCACCAUCUGUCUCAUGAUAUCAGGAAGCUUUGUGUUCGUUUUGGAAAUCAAUGAAAAUAUUGCUCUUGCUUUGGCCAUAGUGCCCCCUAUUGUCUAUCUCAUCUUGUGCUACAAAGUGACAUCUGACAUGCAGAUUAAAAUUGCAGCAAUUAUGAGUGUGUUCUACGCAUUUCUCAUGACGGGAACAGUUCUCUCUAUCAUAGGGGAUUUAGUUAGGCAAAGAACUUUUCUGACCCCCAGUGGUCUGUUCCUCAUCGGCAUGGUGGGGUUGUACACCAUUACGGCAGCUUUACACCCUCAGGAGUUCUCACUGGUCAUCUAUGGGUUGCUAUACUUCCUCUGCAUUCCCAGCGGGUAUUUACUCUUGGCCAUUUACUCUAUGGUCAACAUGAACAAUGUCACGUGGGGCACUCGUGAAACCGGCGGCCAGGCUAAGACUACAGCAGUCGACACCAUCAAGAAGAAGGUCAUGAAUGCCACAUGUUGCAAAUGUCCAUGUUUGGAAUCUGAAAAAGAUUUGCGCAAGCAGAUACUACCUGCAGAAACCAUAACAGAAACUGAAAAGCCACACAUUCCUUUGGAAACACAAAGGUAA
Messenger RNA from Rhinichthys klamathensis goyatoka, 4020 nucleotides. Its product is annotated as chitin synthase chs-1-like. NCBI's taxonomy places the organism in Eukaryota, Metazoa, Chordata, Actinopteri, Cypriniformes, Leuciscidae. The transcript is spliced from 13 exons. The record is from RefSeq and is a predicted model, not a curated record. Gene Ontology annotation, molecular function: chitin synthase activity. Gene Ontology annotation, cellular component: cell periphery; cell septum. The coding region runs from base 1 to 4020 and encodes 1339 amino acids.